Arachis stenosperma is the source of this 1557-nucleotide messenger RNA. RefSeq lists its product as uncharacterized. NCBI's taxonomy places the organism in Eukaryota, Viridiplantae, Streptophyta, Magnoliopsida, Fabales, Fabaceae. The transcript is spliced from 6 exons. The record is from RefSeq and is a predicted model, not a curated record. The coding region runs from base 1 to 1557 and encodes 518 amino acids.
AUGAAAAAGGACAAGAUGCCAAAAAAGUUGCUGACAAGAGUUGACGAUGAAGGUCAAAGCAAAAUGGCAACCAAGAAGAUAACAAACAUGAAAGACCGUGAGGAUCAAAUCAAGAUGCCAACAAAGAACUGCAACGAAGAAAAUCAUCUAGGCAAGAUGAAAGCCAAUGAAAUUGAGGGUCAAAGUGGGAAGAAGCCGUCUAGGAAGAAGGUGACAAUGAAGAAAUCAAAGAUGGAAGAUGAUAAAACCAAGAUGAAUAGCAAUGACGAUAAUGGUCAAAGCAAGAAGCCGACCAAUAAGAACAUGCUGAUGAAGAAAUCAAAUGAAGAAGAUGCCAACGAAGAAGAACAUAAGAUUGAGUCUCUUAUCCCAACUAUGACUUUGGAUGAAUUUUUCAAAAAAUAUGGGAUAUCAUUGGAUGAAAAUGAUGAGGAAUAUGAAUAUGAUUAUGAUGAUCACAAUCCAAGUGUUGGUGAUUGUAGUGACAGUCAACUCGGUACGAAAAAGAAAAAAGUUUGUGGUCCCACCCAACUCAAGCAUAUUCAUGCUAUGGAGACACAGAUAGAGUUAACAUGGUGCAACGACAGACCUAUAGGCCCAACAAAGACUCAGGUUCAAUUGUUUAGUCGAUUCUUAGGUACACUUGCAAGAAACUCUAAUUUGGUCAUGUUAUUAUAUACUAGUUGGCAAGCUGUUUCAAGUGAGACUAAAACUUUAAUGUUCGAUUAUGCAAAGGUUAUUUCUCACAAAAAUCGUGAAAAUAGAUCCAAACAAAAAUGGAAUCAUCGAAUGGGACCUGUUAGUUUUGAAUUAGUACGCACUGAAUUGCAUGCAAAAAAAGAGCACAAUGAAGAUCCAUCACAGUAUGAGAUGUUUGUUGUAACUCGUACUAACAAGAAAGGAGAGACUGACUCGGGAACACAAGAGACGAUUGAUCAUCUUCAAAAUUUGAAGCAAGCUGGAUACAGUGAUGAUGAAGCACUUCAAACGGUUUUUGGAAAGGAGAGACAUGGUAGAGUUCGUUUCUACGGUCGAUCAGUCACAAAAUCCUCACUUAAAAAGGAUAAGCAAAUUCGACAAAUGCAACAACAACAUACUGAAGUGGUUUCAACUAUGGAGAAAAAUCAAAAUAACUUAACUUCCAAGUUGGAUAGUUUAACGAGCUUGAUCAAAACGUUGUUGCAACAAGUUAAUCCUGGUAUUAGUGCGAAACAAGUGCAAGUAAUGAUAGAAGCUGCCCAACAAUCUCCGCCUGAUGCAAGUAGUGCACCAAAUGAUGCGAGGCGAAGCAUUCCUCUUUCACUAGGAUCGAACCAUGUGUCAAAAGCUAUGGAACCUGAUGAGCCAGCACUAUCGGACGGUGGGGUAGCCCCUAUAUACGCGAACGGACCUGUGCUUGAGAAUGGUUUUGUACAUAGUGACAGUAGUGCUUCUGGUGGUUUUGAGGGUAUAGUUGUAGCUGUGUACGAGGAGGAGGAGGAGGAUCCUGAGAUAGAGAUAGAGCAGGAUGAGGAGAUGGACGAGCCUCACGACGAUUCUCCGAACAGCCACGUGUAG